AUGGGGCUGGAACUUUAUGUGAAGGUCCCUCGUCCGGCAGGUGUUCUUCGGUUCGACAACGGAGACCCGGUCGUUAUCCUACAGAGGAUACAGGCAAAGAAUGUUAGAAAAUGGAGGAAUAGAGGAGGGUUUGAGUCGACUGAGCAACGCAUAAGGGACCAGGCCAGAGCCAUCAGAAAGAACGGUUGGCUUUCAGAACUUGAGUUGGAAAUGAUAAAAAGAAGUGCUAUAGAGGAAGAGGAAAGAGAAGCUAAUAACGAUGUGGAGGAUGAUAGAGAGCAGGUCGAUAACGAAAACUUAAUGGAUGUCGAUGAUGAGGAAAAUGUGGUGAAUGAUGUAAAUGUGGAGGAAAACGAUCAGCAAAAUGGAGGUUUUGUUACCAAAGAUAAUAUGUUAGAGAAUAUCUUGUCUGAAAGUCAAAGGGAAAUCGUUGAGAACCUAAGAAACAUUUAUGUUGAAAAGAAAACAGCAGAAGGAAUAUCAUUUAAAAAGGUUGAUAAGAACAAACUGAAGAGAGAAAUGAAUAGAGUAAAUCAAGUGAUUCGUCAUAUUGAAACCAAAAACAUCACAGAAACUAAUGAAUUGAUAAAGGCAGCAACUGUAUGGGUUGGAGAACAGCUAGGGUUAAAGAAGACGGAAUUUAGAGCUAAGAAAGCUCCUUGGUGGAAACGCCGCAUUGAAGAUUAUAUUAAAAGCAUAAGGAAAGAUGUAAACAUACUAGCAAGAGAGUUCAGACAAAAUCGAAUAUUUAGUGUUGACCAGAAAAAAAAUUACAAGGAAUUGAAUGGAGGUGAAAUUAGAACAAACGAGGUACCAAAUGCUGAGGAGAGUAGAAGGUUUUGGGGUGAUAUUUGGUCAGUUGAGAAGGAACAUAACAAAGGUACAAAGUGGCUGUCUGAGUUAAAGGAUGAAGUUAAAGGGAGACACUCACAGGAAGCGGUCACUAUAAGUAUCGAAAGUGUCAGAAAACAAGCUAAGAAAAUUCCAAACUGGAAGUGUCCUGGCAAAGAUGGUGUCCAGAGAUAUUGGCUCAAAAACCUGGCCAACAUGCAUGACAGAAUUGCUGAUCAACUAAACAACAUUUUGAUGGGAACAGAUACCCUUCCCAAGUGGUUAACACAUGGAAGGACAGUGUUGUGCCAAAAGGAUCCCAGGAAAGGGAAUGCGGUUAAGAACUAUAGGCCGAUAACGUGCCUUCCACUGAUGUGGAAACUGAUGACAGGAAUAAUAGCUGAUCAAAUGUACGAUUACCUAGAAAGAGAAUAUCUACUACCUGAUGAACAAAAAGGUUGCAGGCGAAGGAGCCGGGGUACAAAAGAUCAGUUAUUGAUUGACAAAACAACCCUGAAGGAUUGCAAGAAAAGGCACACUAAUCUGGCUAUGAAUGAAGAACAGAUAGACUCCCUAAUACAGACUACUCACAUUUUUAGUACUGAUAUAGGCAUGGAAUUUGGAAUCAAGAAAUGUGGAAUUCUAGUCCUAAAAAGAAGGAAGAUUGUAAGAUGUGAGGGCAUGGAAUUACCGAAUGAUGAGAUAAUAAAAGAAGUGGGACAAGAAGGAUAUACUUAUCUGGGUAUUGUGGAAUUAGAUAAGGUGAAGGAGAAGGAAAUGAAAGAGAAAACAAAAGAAUAUAAGCGACGGUUGAGGUUAAGUCCAAGCUGA
Penaeus indicus is the source of this 1662-nucleotide messenger RNA. RefSeq lists its product as uncharacterized. The record is from RefSeq and is a predicted model, not a curated record. Lineage: Eukaryota; Metazoa; Arthropoda; Malacostraca; Decapoda; Penaeidae. The transcript is spliced from 4 exons. The coding region runs from base 1 to 1662 and encodes 553 amino acids.